AUGUCCGUCAUCUACAAGAAGACGGAGCGCGAGCGCGAAUGGGAGACCGGCUCAUCGCGCAAUGGCGGUGGUGGCUACACCACGGUCAGGCGCUACAAACUCCCUGAUCGCACCCUCGAGGAAGACACAUACGAGUCCGAGAUGCGGCUGGUCCAGCGCAGCCGUAACGACUUUGACGACCAUCGCUCCGUCAAGGACUACGUUAUUGAGCGAAGCGUUGAGCCUGUUCGCGAAGUCAGACACUACCACUAUGCCGAACGUUCGCCCUCACCACAGCGAUCCGAGUAUCGCAUCCACCGCGAGUAUGAGCGUGAGUACGAGCGCGCGCCCUCUCCAGCACGCACUGAGAUCCGCAUCUCGCGGGAAUAUGAGCGCGACGAGGAAAUCUUCCCCCGGGAGCAGCCCUACGAGUUGGAAAAGUAUUCCAGGUCCACCGAGUAUUUCCGUCCUGAACCGCAGCCGCAGCCGCAGGCCCCUCCCCAGUCCAUCUACAUCCGCAAUGAAGCCGCUCAGCCUAUGCAGAUGCAGAUGCAGCCUAUUAUUAUCCGAGAGGAGGCCCCUCAGCCCAUCAUCAUUCGUGAGCGUGUUCCGGAACCCGUGUAUGAAGAGGAAAGACCGGUUGUUCGACAGCAACAAGAGCAGGACUACUACUAUGAACGUCGAUACAAAGAGAUUGACCGUGGAAACCGUCACGAUGAGGAACAGAACUACUACAGCGACGAUGACGUGUAUUAUUACAAAACCAAGGAUACCUGGGGUGGAAGCGAGACCCGCGUCAAACGUGACGUCGCUGCAGGUGCCCUUGCUGGCGUCGCUGCUGGCCAGAUUAUCAGGCAUCACCGCAAGAGAAAGGGUGAAGCACCUGGCGGCUCCAUUGGUAAUGCCCUUGGCUAUGGCACGCUAGGUGCCGUGAGUGCCGUAGCUCUCGACAGGUUCAACAACCGUUCCCGCUCUCGUUCUCGAUCUGUCUCUUUGGACAGGGGUAGAGAGCACCGACGCCAUAAGUCUCGUCAUCGCAGCAAAUCCCGUCACCGUAGUAAAUCCAGGGCCAGAGAGCUUGGUACUCUUGCCGCUAUCGCAGGUGUCGGAGCUCUUGCCUACGCUGCUGGACAAAGGAACAAAGCGAAGACGAAAGAAGAGACGGUCACAAUCAUAGAAGAUCGACACCGCAGCAGGUCGCGUCAUAGGAGCAAGUCGCGCCAUAGGAGGGGCCGAAGAAAGUCGAGGUCCGUCUCGGUGGUAUCAGACAGGAGUAGGUCUCGUAGUACGAGCAAGCACAUGGACCCCGAGCACCGCAACAAGCGAGUGGCAGAAGUUGGCCUAGCUAGUGCUGUUCUCGCCGGCCUCGCUGAACGCCGGCGUAGCAAAUCCCGGAAGCGUGAGGGAAAGCGCUCUCCAAGCCGCAUUCGACAGGGUGUACCGAUCGCUGCCGCCGGUGUUACUGGCGCAGCUAUCACUGGACUCUAUGAGAAACGUAAGGCUAAGAAGGAAGCUAGGGAAGCAUCGCGCUCGAGGUCAAGGUCGCGUUCCAGAUCGAGGUCAGUCCUCUCCCGUCUUACCGGGCGCAGCCGUAGUAGGCGUCAAAGUACAGUGAGUGAACCAGUCUUAGUAGAGUACGGCGGUGAUCCGAUCUACACCGAUCGCCCAGCGAGAAGUCGAAGCCGUAGCCGCAGCCGUAGCCGCAGUCGUGACCGAACCCGCUCGCGCCGUAGACGUCGACGAAGCUCUUCUUCUUCUUCGGGCGGUAAGAGCCGGAGCCGGAGUAAGAGUCGGGCACGGGCGGUUGCAGAGACGGCAGCAGUUGCUGGCGUUGCCGGUUUAGCUGCUCAUGAGGCGACAAAGAGACGAGAUCGUAAGAAGGCCGAAAAGGAAGCCGAAAGACGACGCGAGGAGGAUUCGGCAUACUCGACUGGGACCUACGACAGUCCCUACGGGAGCCCUACCGCAUCUACAGCCUACACCAAUGAUUCACGAUACUUCCCUGAGACGAACUAUUUCCCUCCACCUCCUAACGCACCCGCCGUCGAUCCCAACGCUCACAGCCCUUACCCACCCUACAAUCCAGCUGACUACCCCCCUCCACCUAACAACGCUUACGAACCCAACCACCCUUCACAAUACAUCCAUCCGCCUCAUAGCGAUGUCCAUGUCGGAAACCCUUAUGCUCCUCCUCCUCAACAACAACACGAUGCUUACUAUGGCCAACCCCGUCGUACGGACGGUAAUGUGAGUGCUCCAGCCCCUAACCAUAUUGGUAACAAGCACAAAAACUUCGCUUCUGCACGUGGGCCCGUAGAGAAGUCUCGCAGUCCUAGUCCAGCUCUUCCGACUCCACCACCCCCGGAAGAAGAGAAGAGUGUCAAGUUCAAUCUAGAGCCGCAGGAGGAGCCUGCUCGGGAACCUUCUCGAGAGCCUUCUCCUGAGGGUGACGACAGCGACCAGGAACAUCGUGGGCACAGAAGACGGAGGCGACAUCGAGACGAUGAUAACUCACAAAGUUCGAGGGAAUCUGGCAGGAGUCGUAAGAGACACCACCGAGACGAAUCUCCUGGAUCUGAUGCAUCUGAUGAGACAAUUGAGCUGCCACCACGCUUCGACGAGAAUGGGCGGAAGAGGCCUGAGGAUCCGCUGGCUGAUACUUUGGAGAGCGUUUUGGCUUCGAUAUUCCGAUAG
This is a messenger RNA of Bipolaris victoriae FI3, 2673 nucleotides long. RefSeq lists its product as hypothetical. The transcript has 3 exons. The coding region runs from base 1 to 2673 and encodes 890 amino acids. NCBI's taxonomy places the organism in Eukaryota, Fungi, Ascomycota, Dothideomycetes, Pleosporales, Pleosporaceae. The record is from RefSeq and is a predicted model, not a curated record.